CUGCAACUGCAACUUGCAGCAGCAGCAGCAGCAGCAGCAGCAAGACUCUCACCUCGCCUCACGGAUUGGCCUUUUGGGCAGAGCGACCUCGAAACUGUAGUCUACUCUGUGAGUAUUGAGAGACAUUUGCGCCUCGUCAACCUUUGAGGCCCCUCACUAAGCCUGCGUGGGCUCGGCAACGUGAGCUCCGGCUUGCAUUUUUUUUUCGCAACAAGCAACACCACCGAGCAGCAUUUGAUACGAGAGACAUCGCGAAUCACAUCACCCAGCGAUAUUUCAUACCUUCCUUGGAAGACAGGACGCCAACGAGCGCCUCUCCAUGUCCUUGGACUCUUCAUUCCUACACCUCCUCUGUCUCUAGGAGGCCGGUUGCGCCUAGGUUGUUGAAGUGCAGGAAAUCGCAAUGGCGGCCGCGAUAUCAGAAGAGGCUCUCGCCGAGGUCAUCAGAACUCUGAGCCCAGAAGACAUCCCGGCGAAACUGAAAUGCGCCAUCUGCAGUAGAUUGGCUGCGAAUGCCUUCAGGUUGCCCUGCUGCGAACAAACCAUUUGCGAAGACUGCCGGUCAACACUACCUACCUCUUGCCCCGUAUGCGAACACUCGCCGCUUUCGGCCGAAGACGCCAAACCGCACAAGUCUCUACGGACCACCAUCAGAGUCUUCCUCAAGACAUAUUUGAAAAAGCAGCAAGACGCACGCGCCAAGGAGUCAGCCCCUCCUACCCCCAUUGAGUCGACACCAGUGUCUACCACGGCACCACAGCUACCUUUGCCCAGCGAUUCAGCGCUUGAGGAACAGGCCUCCGCACCAGAGCAGCAGCAGCCAGAAGAGCCUGCGCCGGCGGCUGAUGAGCAAGGUGCCAGAGACGAACAUGCAGGAGCCGAGGGUCAAGCGGGAGAAGAAGCUCCCAAGGUAGAAGGUGCUGACUCGGCGGACCACGAAGCCGACCAAGAUGCUACCGAAAACCCUACCGAAAAUGCUGCCGAGGAAGAAGCAGCCGACGGAACGCCUGCCGAAGCGGAGGGCGACGCGGCCGAAAAUCCCCAAGAGACAAAGGACGGCGAAGAGAAUGAAGAAAACGCCGAGGGCGACGAUGUACACCCAAAGCCCGCUGGAGGAUUUGGAUUCGGGAUGAACGGCUUCCCCAUGAACUUUGGCGGUGGCUUCGACCAAAUGCAAAUGAUGAUGGCCAUGCAGAAUGGCUUUCCAAUGAUGGGUAUGCCAGGCAUGAACAUGGAUCCGAUGAGCGCGAUGCAGCAAAUGUACAUGAACGGGGGUUUUUCUGGCAUGGGCAUGAGCGGCAUGAACAUGGGAAUGGGAGGAUUUAGCGGCGCAGGCGGCAAUGAAUCGAAUAAUAACUGGAACGGGCAGCAGUCAUCAUGGAAUGUCGGCCAAGAUAAUUUCAAUCAUCCAAAUGCUUCUGGCAUGGGCAAUGGUGAUUAUGGCUCGUUUAACUCUGGCUCCUUCCAACAAGGCAACUUCAAUUCAGGUAAUUAUGGCAACGGCCAGUUCAAUGACUAUCGCCGGGGUGGAUACGGAUUCCGUGGCGGUAGAGGACGUGGCCGGGGAGGCUACGGUUACGGUGGCGGCUAUGGCGGUCGUGGCGGCUACAACAACGGCUACGGCAACAUGGGCGGCAUGAACGGUCCGAUGGGCAUGGGCGGCAACUAUGGGGGAGACCAGAACUACCCGAACCAACAGUACGGGGCAGGCAUGGGUGGCUCCAUGCACAACGGCGGUUUCCCUGGCGGCAGCGUCAGUGGCGCUUCCCAAGAUGGCAACAACGAGAACAAAGGCGAGGGUGCUGCAAGUGCUGACCCGAACGUGGACGAGUUUGGCCGCUCGUUGCGCGAAGACACUGGAAAGAAGGAGACCGAAGAUGGCGACGCUGCUGCUGAACAAGAUGCUCAAGGAGCUGACGGUGAAGCGAAACCUCCUGCUACUGCUGAGACUGAUGGUGAUGCCGAGAAUGCCACCGCCGCACCCAACGGUGAUGCCACAAACCCCGAUGCCGGCGCCGAAGGUGAUGAAGGAUACGCUCACAAUGGCUACAUGAAUGGCGACCCUGAAGGCAUGUACCCCGGUGAUGGCCCCGGCUUUAUGGGACCUGGCGGUUUCGGCGGCAGCAUGGGCUUCACCAACGGCUGGAACGGUCCGGGAGGAUUUGGCAUGAGUAUGGGAGGUGAUGGUUACGGAGCCAUGGGUGGCAUGAUGCCCCUUGGACCUCCCCAGCCCCCGCCCGUCAACCCAGAUGUGCCCGCCAAUGCGCCCAAGGGUCCCAAGGCCAUGCUAAGAGGACUUCCCAACACCAGUAUCAAACAUCUCCAAGCUAGAGGCUGGGUAGAUAAUGAGAACAAGGCGCAAACACCAAACUCCUUUGGUCACGGCGGCCCUGGUUCGUCCCAUCAUGGAUCGCGGUUUGCCAGUCCUUCCGCGACCGCCGACCGAGGCCGGUCUAGGUCCCGAGAUAGGGAUGAUGACUACCACGGCGGAAGAGAUGACAGGGAUAGGGACUACUACCACCGUGAGCGUUCAGAUAGGGACAGAGAGCGUGAGCGCCGAGAUCGUCGUGAACGAUCAUAUUCCCCCGGUGCCGAUGAGCGCAAGGAACACCGUGACCGACGCAGAGAAAGACGUCAGCGCUCCGCUAGUCCCGGUGGCGCUGACGCCGCUCAUGGCGCCGAAGGAACCAACAACGAUGGCGACGAUCAACAACAUGGCCACUCCAGCAGCAGCAGGAGACACAGGAGGAAGCACACCUCCACUACCGUAGCGGACGAAGAAGGCGGCAACCAGGAACGUUCCCGGUCCGCAUCCCCUCCCGCCUCCGGUGUCGCCGGCGAAGAGUCAUCCCGCCGGUCCCACCGCAGCAGCCGUAAGGAGCGUGACUCGGAGAAGCGCCGCGACCGUUCAGACCGCGAUAGGGAGCGCGACAGAGAGCGUGAGUCCCGUUCCGACCGCAAGGAGCGCAAGGAAGGCCACAGCAGCAGCAGCCGUCGCGACCGUGACCGUUCCGACCGGGACAACAGAGACAGCGGAGGUCGCAGCCACCGUGACGAUCGUGACCGGGAUCGCGGCGACCGGGACCGAGACCGCGACCGCGACCGUUCCGACCGCAAAGACCGUAAGGAAGGAAGCGGUCACGGCAGCAGCAGCCGUCGCGAUCGUGACCGUGGCGAUCGAGGAGACCGUGACAGAGAUAGAGACCGCAGUCACAGAGAUGAGCGUGAUCGUGAUCGCGACCGGGAUAGGGAGAGAGAUAGGGAUCGCUCGGAUAGACACCGCUCGUCCAAGAAGUCUUCUUCUUCCAACAACCACGAUGCCGAUGCUGCGGACGCCCACCUCGACCGACGCUCCUCCCUUGCUUCUAACAAUGCCGCCGCUGGCCCAGGACCAGCAGCCAACGGCUCUCUAGACCCGCAUGCCGCCGAGCGUGCUGCUCGUGAUCGCGAGCGUCUGCUUAAGGAGACGAGACGGAUGGCUAGUCUUGCGUCGAGCUUUAGUCUGGCAGGUAGCAAGCGAAGUCGGGAAAGCCGAGGCGGCGGCGGCGGCGACAAGGACGAAGAGCGGGAGUCGAAGAGCAGAAGAAAAGAAAGUGGAAGGACGGCUAGGGGAAGAGGAGAAGUAGUCGCCAUCUCAAUGGAGGAUGAAGAGGAGAGGAUGAGAAGGCUGGAGGCGGAAAGGGAGGCGGCGAGGUAUGAUGAUUAGAAGUCUACUGGGCCGUCUUUGCGAGAGGAGCAACAGGGGGGGUCAGGGAGGUCAGG
Molecule: messenger RNA, 3762 nt
Organism: Neurospora hispaniola
Lineage: Eukaryota; Fungi; Ascomycota; Sordariomycetes; Sordariales; Sordariaceae
Exons: 4
Coding region: 404-3706 (1100 amino acids)
Biological process (GO): ubiquitin-dependent protein catabolic process; protein ubiquitination
Cellular component (GO): nucleus
Molecular function (GO): ubiquitin protein ligase activity
Source: RefSeq, a predicted model, not a curated record